Messenger RNA from Serpula lacrymans var. lacrymans S7.9, 756 nucleotides. RefSeq lists its product as uncharacterized. Lineage: Eukaryota; Fungi; Basidiomycota; Agaricomycetes; Boletales; Serpulaceae. The transcript is spliced from 4 exons. The coding region runs from base 137 to 634 and encodes 165 amino acids. The record is from RefSeq and is a predicted model, not a curated record.
ACCACGCCACUUUGCUCUUUCCAAUGGGACCUCCAAAGAUAAAGAUAUCACGAGCAGCGGGGAAAUGGGUUAUAAUGGAGCGCCGUUCAGCUGCAAUUCUCAAGCCACGCACUGAUACAUUGAUAUUCUACAAAUCAUGUCAAGUAAAUCCUUGCUUUCAUCUGCAGUCGUGACUACACUUUUUGCACGGACACCGCCGCCUCCUCUUUCUGCCAGUCGUGUAUGGCGACCAGAGUUAUCGGACCAGAUUGAUGCGCUAGAUGCUGAUGUGAACACCCGAGCAGUUUUGCAUCUGUUGAACGACGACUUCGAUGGGUGCCACGAGCUUGCACAGACGCAGGAGGGAAAUCCAUACUCAAACCAUUUGCAUGCCAUCGUGCACAGGAGAGAGCCAGAUUACUGGAAUUCCAAGUAUUGGAUUGCCCGAUGCUCUCACCCACACAUGAAAGAGAUCUAUGCUACACCUAAUUCUAAAGUCAAUACCAUAUCCCAAGCCCAAAGGUCCGCAAGUACAUUUGUGGACCUUGUCGAGAACGCUGCAAGGACAGGGAAGGGCGUCGAAGAACUUGAGAAGAGACAAUGGGCUGAGAUGACUGCAUUGGCAAAGAUCUUGAUAGAAGCUAAUGGACAAUAAGCUUGAACUGAUGAAGCUGACCGCCAUUCGCGCAUGUUUUUGUUGGGCUGUCCUGAAAUCAGUGCAUGUUUUAUAUUUUGUUUAUUUUCACGAUAACUAUGUUAUUUUAUGUACUGCACCGU